This is a messenger RNA of Scaptodrosophila lebanonensis, 1315 nucleotides long. RefSeq lists its product as uncharacterized. The coding region runs from base 209 to 1234 and encodes 341 amino acids. Lineage: Eukaryota; Metazoa; Arthropoda; Insecta; Diptera; Drosophilidae. The transcript has a single exon. The record is from RefSeq and is a predicted model, not a curated record. Gene Ontology annotation, cellular component: cytoplasmic microtubule.
AUUGUUUUCUUACUCGGCACAGAACACGGUUAGAAAUACUUAACUCAUUCCGGAAAACAUUUUUCAAAAUAAAAACUAAAAUAUCUUAGCUUUGCCUAACGAAGAAACCAAAAGUACACACAUUCGCGGCGACCAUAAGGGGCGCCAGCUUUAAGUUUAUUGUUAGAUCGAUACCUAUUAUCUUCCCCAAUUAAACGGGGCACUCAAGAUGUCCUGGAACCGCGGAGCCGAGCGUGAUUUCCUCACAGAGAACAAACAGAACGUGCGUUUCUAUGAGAAGAACACUCGUGUUGCGGCCGCCUUGAACGCCUUGCGCGUUCCACGCUGGCGACCCGUAGUCCUACACUAUCCGGAGAAGUUGCGUCCACACUGCGCAGCGGCGGCUCGAAAGGGUCGCGUGGCCCUGACAGACAUCGAGACGGGCUUGGCUCGCUGCGGUCUAGCCUACCCGUAUGGACUCCCACAGACUACCCGGAAGCUGCAAAAGAUGAAGCAACAACCGUGUCAAUGCCACCAGUGGCAGAUGCAGCAAGAACAGCAGGACGAGGAGUUCCGCCGGACAGGGGGAUGGUCUGAAAACGCAGCAGAGGCUCAAACAGAUGAUAUUAAGGACACCAAUUUUCUCAACAAGGCCCUCAAGAAGUGCCAGUCUAAAACAAAAGACAACAUCGACACACGUUCCUUGCGCUCGCAAGCUUCACGAGCGUCAAGAGUCUCACGUGAGUCGCGCAGAGUCGCUGGCGGGGCCGAAGCCGGCAAUGACCCAGCUCCUCCAGCUGAAGGCCAAGAGGCAGCUGCACCGCUCAGUGCACGCAGCUCGGCUUCUAUUAACACUCUCAAGUCAACGGCAACAUUGAAAUCGAGCAUCAGUCGCACCUCACGAGCAACAGUUAAGUCCCAGGCCACCAUCAAGUCUGGCAUGAGCAAGAAAACCAUGCCAACCAAAGACCAUGCUUCAGGAACAUCCGUGCCCAAGGAGAAGCAUCAAGUCCCAACAGAGGUGCAGACAGACACAAAUGGCUACACAAUGCUUAAUGCAAAGGAACGCGAAUCGGCCCUGAACGAGGCCCACAUCAAGUACAACGACCUGAUUCAAGAAUACAAUCGUCUGCCAGUAUCGGCGGCCACUUUGCGCGUCCGCAACCGAAAGAUAGCCAUCGAGCGCGAACUGGACGAUCUCGACUAUACUAUUCACAUGUUCGAUCAACCAAAUGUAUGUUUCACGCGCAACUGAUGGGUCACGAUUCAUCCAGUCUUUCCGUCCUGAUAGUGCUAUCAGGACGUUCUAUCGGUUCAAAUGAAUUGUUUUUCAAAA